Tribolium castaneum (red flour beetle) is the source of this 5916-nucleotide messenger RNA. It is a transcript of the gene alpha-Catr, whose product is annotated as alpha-catenin related. Gene Ontology annotation, molecular function: actin filament binding; cadherin binding. The transcript has 12 exons. The record is from RefSeq and is a predicted model, not a curated record. The coding region runs from base 810 to 3008 and encodes 732 amino acids. Gene Ontology annotation, biological process: Rho protein signal transduction; cell adhesion. Lineage: Eukaryota; Metazoa; Arthropoda; Insecta; Coleoptera; Tenebrionidae.
UGCAGUUAGUCUUCCCGGAGCCGCCGUGCACAGCGGUCACUACUCCCACGUUCUUCCAACAACAAUCAUUCAGUAUUCAAACAGACACCAAAUAAUCAAAAGGCAACUUUCUGAUAAGAGACGGCCCUUUCGCAACCACACCGCGGGGCUGCUGACGCGCCCCAACCCAAAAUUCAGUGACUAAGAUAACCGCUAACCCAAGUGCGAAUUUGCCAAGCCGAUGUGAAUAUUUUAAUUAAUUUGCGUUUAAAAUUCGGUCAGACGAAUCCUCGAAAAACCAUCUGUUGAUUGGGGAACUUGUAAUUGCAUGUGCAGCGGAGGUGGAAGACGAGAAAUGGAAUAGUAAAACGUGGCGAAGUUUCGUGGAGAUUCCACACAAAUGUUUUCUUUUGGACGAUUCUGGAACACAUCACGAAUUUGCGAGAUUAAGUCCACGCUCAGCCACGUACCGAAUAGAUGGACAGUCGUUCGAAUUUGAAUUCUAACAAAUACGUACCUAAAAUUUGUGAUAUUUUUUAAGUUAUAGUUGUAGUUUUCUAUCCCCUAGUUGGUAACUGUAGACAUAUCAAGGAUAGUGCUUCUCUCUUAGCAUAGUUUCGACUCUUACGAAUUACUUCUACCAAUAUUUCUACUUAAUACAAAUGAAUGAUAAUAAUUAGCCACAGUUAGUUUGAAUGUUUUUGCUAUUCUGAGUGUCUUCUAGUACCGUGUUGUUAAUUGCUCUUGUUGUUUAUUAAUAAGUGAUCAGUCUACCGCUGUCGAGGAAGCAAUUGUGAUUCGAACCAUAGUGAUAUUUUCCCAAAGUGACAAUGAGUUUAUCGCGUUCCUGCUUGUCUAACCGGACAAUGAAUGGAAAGAUCUCCUCCCUUGUGGAGCAGCAUGGUACCAUCGGGGCGCUGCGCCCCUCGGCGGUGGCGCGAGUGGGUCAGGCCGUCAAUGUGGCGGUGGAGCGCUUCGUCACCGUGGGCGAAGCGAUCGCUGACGAUUAUCCUGAAGUUCGACAAGGCAUGUACGAAGCUUGCAAGGAAGCGCGCCAAGCUGGCGGAGUCAUCGAGCAAAUCUGCGAGGAGACGGACGAGGAGGUGCUCCCCGACCGGGGCACGCUGGUGCGGGCGGCGCGCUGCCUCCUGGGGGCCAUCACGCGGGUGCUUCUCCUGGCGGACAUCGUGGUGGUGAAGCAGCUCCUCCUGGCCAAGGACAAGGUUUCCCAUAGCUUGGAUCGAUUAGAAUCCGUAAACAACUUUACCGAAUUCGUGAAAGCGUUUAGCCAAUUUGGAGCGGAAAUGGUCGAAUUAGCGCAUUUAACGGGCGACAGACAGAACGAUCUGAAAGACGAGAGGAGGAGGGCUCAGAUGGCCGCAGCCAGACAAGUUCUGGAACGAUCCACAAUGAUGCUUCUCACUUCGAGUAAGACCUGCUUGAGGCAUCCAGACUGCAGCUCGUCGAGGGAGAAUCGCGAUACGGUCUUCUGCCAGAUGCGGAGGGCGAUGGAUCUGAUACAUUUCGUUGUUAAAGACGGGGUUUUGAACUCGAGCGAGGCGAAUCAGCCCUCCGACGAGUUGGAGGGCGACAGGUCGAGCGCCUAUGCCUGCAUGAGGCAUCUGCAGCAUCUGCUCGAGUUGAACAAAGUUGCAAUGGAUCAUUCCUGUCAGGAAAAUCUUCCAGCUGCGUUAGAAGCUGUCUUAGAAAAAACUCAGGAUUUCACUGAUAGUGCCUAUACUAGCCACGAGCAUAGAGAAGCUAUUCUAGAAAGUAGUGAACGACUAAAGACCGAAGUGGAUCACCUUUUAGGACUUUAUGCUAAUAUUAUUGAUUUCGAGGGUGCUAUAAACUGUCCAGAAUUCGAGAAUUCUGUGUCAGCUUGUAUAAACUCCGCGCGCGAUUUGUCUCGCCACUUGGCCAACGCCGGCAUUCAACAAGCACAGGAACUCAACACUGCAACUAAGCAAGGACUGGAAUUAGCUAGUAGUAUUCGCCAACAGGCUAUAAUGUCUGACGUUGAUAGACUUCAUCACACCUUUGAUGCCUUUCAAGAUUCAAUCGACCACAUUUUGGAAGUCUGUAAAUUGCUGAGACACGUCGCCGUCUCCGAAACCCUUCAAGUCUCUGCGAAAUUUACAGAAAUCAAUCUGAGAGUUUACGGGCCACAGGUGAUCACCGCUGCUAAAACCCUAGCGGCCUAUCCAGGUAGUAAAAUUGCUCAAGAAAAUUUAGAAGUUUUCGCGGAUAUGUACCAGUGGCUGGUGUCCGAUGUUACGACAAUCGUUAAAGAUGUACUGGAAGCCAGUCAGGCUAAACCGGAAAAGCAGGUCUAUAUGUCACUUCCGAGACCAGGUAAACACGGGACUACGUCCAAGCCCCUCAAAGCGGUCAGAUUAGACACAGAAGAACAAGAGAAAAUUGCCAAGUCGGGCUUGGAGAUGAAGCUGAUAACCAGCGAAAUGGACGCCGAGACGGACAAGUGGCAAGAGAGCAACACGCAAGUGGAGGAGAAUAACGACAUUGUGAAAAGAGCCAAGAACAUGUCAGCGAUGGCUUUCUCAAUGUACCAAUUCACCAAAGGCGAAGGCGUCUUAAAAACAACGCAGGACUUGUUCACACAGGCCGAGUAUUUUGCCGAAGAGGCCAACAGAUUGUAUAAAGUUAUUAGACAAUUUAGUUAUCAGGUCCCUGGUGGUGCUAACAAAAAAGAGCUUCUGGAAAACCUGGACAAAGUGCCAACUUUUGUGCAACGGCUGCAAUUCACUGUUAAAGAUCACACUGUUGGCAAAGCGGCCACGUUUACAAAAGUUGACAAUGUUAUUCAGGAAACUAAAAAUCUUAUGAACGUUAUCUCGAAGGUGGUAACCACCUGUUUCGAAUGUGCCACAAAGUACAAACUGGAGUUCAGGGGUUCGGGUGGUGGCACCGGCCGUGGGGCCGGCGGUGAAGGCGGCUCUUCCAGCGGGAGCGGAACCGGCGGAGAUAACAAAGGUGGAGGUGCUACAGGCCAAGACCAAAGCUUAUGACAGAUGGGGAUGUCCCGGCGCAAUAAGGGGGACUCGAGACGCACUCGAGUCUCCUUCUUAUUGUUCUAGGACAUCAGCCCCCAUUGUUAUUGUUACAAAGCUUACUACUUUGGUCUUGCCACGAUUAUGCUCAUUGUAAACUCAUUACCAAAGAAUAUAUAGUCGGUCUUUGUUCAUUUUUUAACUACUGUACAGUAUUGUUAUGUCAUUUAAACGUAUAGAUAAUGAAUACGGAGGACUAAAAGUUGACAUCAAGUGACAGUUUCGGCCUGAAAUUGUUUCAAACUAAUUUAAAUUCAGCCAGUUCUAGUGAGCUUGUGAAAAAAUAUUUGCACUUUGCUUAAUGUUUUUCAAAAUGCUGCGAAUGCGGUUAAAGAUAUAAAAAAGUAUUUAGCUUCCAACUUCUUUUUGUGUGCGGAUUAUUUUUCGUUAAAAUAGCGUUAAGUAGGCUUAAUUCAAUGAUUUUUUUACUGCUUCUCUCUCAAGAUUGAGCUAAAUCAGUCAGAACUGGAUUAUUUUUUCUGACCAAAUUUUAAGUAGAGAUUUUCUGUUUCAAAAACGAUCCAAAUCAUUCGAACUUGUAUGAAGCAACGUAAGUAAUUUGCUAUUAAUUAAGCAAAUUUUUGGCUUGUUUUGAAAGGAUCUGUUAAAAUACAAAAAGAAAGUAAUUUGAUUGAACUAACAGCAUUGAUGAAAAGCUGAGUAAAUUGUAAAUGUUUCUUAUAUUACUUUAGGAAAUCGUAGAAUUUGGUCAUGAUUGCAUUGUUUUUUUCUUGUUUUGGGCGUUUUUUUAGAGCGGAACUUUAUUAGUGAAGUAUUUUAUCGAAAUAAUACAGAAAAAUGCACUACGUUAUUUUAUUCGUUUUUUUUAUCGACAUAGUUUGAAAGAUGCGUAGAAAAUUAUUAGGACCAAAACUAAAAGACUCACAGUCAAGGAGGUCCUUGCUUACAGUGUUUUUCAUCGAUAAAUUCUCUAAAUUCAAGAAAUUAUGCCUGAAAUCACAAAGUUUUAAGGCUUAGGGUGUUAUUUCUAAUUGCUUCUCUGGUACUAGACCACUUUUCGUUGAGAAACACACGGUUAAGACCUAAAAAUUUUUGAUUGAGUUUGAAGUGUUUUUUUUUUUCAAAAAAUUUAUUAAACUUGAGAGAUAUCGUCAAAAAAAUUACAAAAUAAAUUUUGACUUAAAAAUUAUCGUUUUUGCUUGUUGAUAUCCUCAUAUUUCUUUUAUUAAUGUGUGUUUUUUCAACGAAAUAAUUUGAUAUAAGUGAGGUUCGAACUUAAAAUAGAAAUAAAUCACUGUAAGUGGUUGAAAAAACUCGUAGUUUUGUAUUUUUUUAGUUUGUUUAGACAAAAACAAUAAGUUUCUGUCUUAAAAAUGACUUGAAAUUGUGUAAAGUAACGUAAUUUGCUUAUAAUUGAGCCAGUUUUUGGCUAGUGCAUAGAAAAAAGUAAUAAAUUAAGUAUAAUUCGACGAUUUUUCAAUUUUUUUAACAAUUAUCUUUCUAGCUUCUAGCUCAGCUGCCUAAGUAGGGAAUAAACAAAUGAGUGAAUAAAAAGUAGCUAAAUGAUAUAGAAAAUAAUUUGUUUUCUAUAAAUAGUUAACUUAUGUUUUUUUUUCUUUAUUUAUAUAUGCUUAUUUAGGUAUGAUACAUUUAUUUUUAUUUAACUUUUUGGAUUAUGUGGAGGAAAGCUUUUGAAUUUGUCUGUUGUAAAGUUUUAAGGCUCGAUUUCAUCAAUGAAUGUUAUUAAAUUUAGUAGUAAAAUUAAUCCACAGAAACGAUUUUUAUAAUCAUAGUAAUGAUUGUUUUUAACUAUAUUCAUUAGAUUUAACCAGAGUUGGAGAAAUCCGGCCUUAAUAGUAAGCAUUAAAAAUAAGUUUACGGGCCUCUAGUUGCCACUUGGACGGACAAAUAAAUUUUCUUCAAAAAAUUCCGCACCAUAUUCAUCUUCAACUGUUUAGACUCCGAAUUAUUCAAAAAUGAUUAACAAACGGAUUUAUUUUUACCUGUGAUUAGAGCAAUUUAAACAAUCAUUAAAAGAGAUGUGAUGUCUCUUUUUUAAAGGAAAUGUGUUGCUUUACAACUCUGCAUUUAUUAUUUUUAAUAUCUUAAUUGCAUUUCCAGCCCACCGGAGGGCAAACUGCAAAUUCCAAAAUAUUUUUGUUGUUUCCGAAAAAAAAUAUUUAGUAUUUCUUUGCUCUUUAGUCCUCCGUAAUAAUGAUGAGAAAUGAUUUUGAGGAGAGAGUUGACUGAACGGAGACCGCAACAACCGACUCACUUAGUCGGUUGUUUCGGUUACAUAUCGAGGUACGGGGCUAAACAGGGAUGGAUUAUUAAAAAACAAUCAUGAUAUUGAUAACUAUUAAACCCUACACCAAUCAUUUCUUGUAACUCCAAUAUACUCAUGUAUUUAUAGCAUUUUUUUAAUAUGAUAGUAUUAAAAACAUUAAUGUGAUCUCUUUGAAUUUUUUAUUUUUGUAACAAGUUCAGUUAAGGUAUGUGUUUGCUCUCAAAUAGAAUGUUUUACUGUGUUCUCAUUGUCUGCUGAUGUGUGACUGUAACUCAGACUAUUUAUGAAAUAUUAAAAUUAGGAUAUACUUAAAUUGUUGUGCCUGUAACAUAUUUAUACUGACUCUUCUCGUUACGUUCUUAGUUACAUGAUAUUUUAUAUACGACUCUUGUUUUUCUCUCGAUACCAAAGUUAUGUCAUUAGUUUAUGGAGUAGCUUGUAUAGAAAAGAGACCUAUAUGAUAUUUUCAUGACCAGUAGAUUCUAGAUUUUGUACCUUUUAAAUUGUAUACCUAAUUGUUACCGUGGAGAUCGGUGUGCUAACGGGAGAUCAUUGUUGGUGUUUUGAAAGUGUUUAUCGCAGGGUUGGUAUAUCUCUUAAUAAAGCAUCUAAUGUAAC